CAACUGUUGUCACAGGAUCAGCAGCUUUGGGUGCUCUGAGGGACUUUAGCUGAAGCCUUGUGCCUGUUUCGCUCCAUGAUUUUGCUGGGGAGGGCAGAAGGGAAGACAUUGCCCUGAACAAUCCCUGCUCCACAGGACGUUGUCUCUGGGGAUAUGACUGGGGAUGCCUCUCCGACGAAAGCGUUCCGAUACCAAGAAACUCUGCUGUAUGGCCGAUACACAGACCGGAUAACAGAUAACAUUUCAGACAAGGAGGCAGCAACGCUACUGAAGAAACAGGCCCAAAGGAACAAUGGAAGACCCCUGAAACGUGACAGUCAAGUACAGAUCAAAGAAGAGCACUAUUCCAAAUGUCAAGACUGUGCUAAACGCAUCCAGAAAUAUGUUACCAAGAAGCUUGGAGAGGACUGGAUUUUCUUGGUUCUGUUGGGUCUGGUCAUGGCGUUGGUGAGCUGGGGAGUGGAUUAUGCCAGUGCAAAGACCGUACAGGCCUACAAGUGGAUGUACGGAGCGCUGCACCCCAACGUCCCCCUGCAGUACGCCGUGUGGGUGGCCGUCCCACUAAGCCUGAUUCUGUUUGCAGCCAGCUUCUGCCACUUUGUGUCUCCACAGGCUGUUGGUGAGGGCAGAAGGCAGGGCAAGAUCUGUUUCUGUCUGUCUCGUUUUUCUUGUUCCAUUUUCGUGUUCCGUUUUUCUUGUUCCGUUUGUUCAUCCCCGGCUCUGCUGUUGUUUUCAGGGUCUGGGAUCCCAGAGCUCAAGACCAUUAUGAGGGGAGUGGUCCUCAAGGAGUAUCUCACUCUCAAAGCUUUUGUGGCCAAAGUUGUGGCCCUCACCGCUGGGCUUGGAAGUGGCAUGCCUGUGGGGAAAGAGGGUCCUUUUGUGCAUAUUGCCAGUAUCUGUGCUGUGGUACUCAGCAAGUUCAUGUCGAUCUUCUGUGGGGUGUAUGAGAAUGUGCAUAGGCAGCUCGACCUCCUGGUGCCGGCUUGCGCAGUUGGAGUCGGAUGUUGCUUCAAGGCUCCUCUUGGAGGGGUUCUUUUCAGCAUCGAGGUCACCUCCACUUACUUUGCUGUGCGCAAUUACUGGAGAGGCUUCUUUGCAGCCACCUUUAGUGCCUUCGUGUUCCGAGUCCUGGCUGUCUGGAACAAGGAUGCAGUUACCAUCACAGCCCUCUUCAGAACAAACUUCCGCAUGGAUUUCCCCUUUGAUCUGCAAGAGCUGCCAGCAUUUGCUAUAAUAGGCAUAUGUUCUGGAUUCCUUGGAGCCUUUUUUGUUUAUCUCAAUCGCCAAGUGGUCCUGGGCAUCCGACGUCAUAAAGCCCUGAGCCAGUUUCUCACCAAAUACCGACUGAUAUACCCUGCGGUUAUAACCUUCUGUAUAGCGUCUGUGACAUUUCCUCACGGAUUUGGGCAGUUCAUGGCAGGAGAGUUGAUGCCACGGGAAGCCAUCAGCACUCUCUUUGAUAAUUAUACCUGGAUCAAACACUCUGGGGACACCCAGAUCCUAGGGAAAUCUGCAGCCUGGAUUCAUCCUAAAGUCAGCGUCUUUGUCACCAUCCUGCUCUUCUUCCUCGUGAAGUUCUGCAUGGCUGUUAUUGCCACCACGAUGCCAAUCCCCUGUGGAGGCUUCAUGCCUGUUUUCGUAUUGGGUGCUGCAUUUGGACGUCUCAUUGGGGAAAUCAUGGCAUCGCUUUUUCCCAACGGGAUCCUCUUUGACGACAUUCUCUACCAAAUCUUACCUGGAGGGUAUGCUGUCAUUGGUGAGCCUCCACGUCUUCCUUUUUCCUCACCUGGUCCCACUGCUGUAAUUUUCCUGGUUGACAUGAUAUGCUGUUUCUAUAUGACAGUCGUCUUCUCUCCCUAUUUUCUCCUACCUGGGAAAGGUGCAGCAGCUUUGACAGGAGCGGUGAGCCACACUGUCUCCACCGCUGUCAUCUGCUUCGAGCUGACGGGUCAGAUCUCUCACAUCCUGCCCAUGAUGGUGGCUGUCAUCCUUGCCAACAUGGUGGCCCAGAGUUUGCAGCCCAGCCUCUAUGACAGCAUCAUCCAGGUGAAGAAGCUGCCCUACCUGCCAGACCUGGGCUGGAAUCACAUAAGCAAAUACAAUAUCUUUGUUGAGGAUAUUAUGGUCCAGGAUGUGAAAUUUGUUUCCUCCAACUGUAAAUACCGAGACUUGCAAGAGGUUCUCCAAAGCACCACAGUGAAAUCUUUGCCUUUGGUGGACUCGCCAGAGUCCAUGAUCCUGCUGGGGUCCGUGGAGCGGUCGGAGCUGCAGGCUCUCCUGCAGACACACAUCAGCCCAGAGCGGCGGCGGCUCCUCAACAGAGAAAGGCAGCAGGAGCUGAACGAGGCACCCUACGAUGGACCCUGGGCAAACCUGCCCAAGCUGAAGCACGAAUCUUUUGCUUAUGUCGAUGAGGAUGAGGAUACAGAGGAGAAAGGAGAGCUGCCUCGGCCUCCAAGUCCCACUCCCAGUUACCCAGAAGAGCCAAAUGGCCCAACAAGUCCUCUUAAACAAAUGCCUGAAACCUUGGAGUCCCAGCAACACUCAGGCAGUUUCAGGAGCCUGAGGAAACUGAUCCAGCAGCUCUUGUGCCAUUGCAGCCGUCCACAUGAAACAGAGAGCACCAUCCAGGAGCCAGUGGAAGUCAUUGAGACAAUGACACCAGAAGAGAUAGAUGCCUGGGAACAGGAGGAGCUGAACAAGAAUGUGUGCUUUGACAGCUGCCGCGUAGAUCCCUCCCCUUUCCAAUUGGUGGAGAGAACCUCCCUGCACAAGACACACACAUUGUUCUCACUGCUGGGCCUCAGCCAUGCCUACGUAACCAGCAUGGGGAAGCUGAGGGGAGUGCUGGCUUUGGAAGAGCUCCAGAAGGCAAUAGAGGGUUCCACCCGUUCUGGGGUCCGUCUCCGACCUCCCCUUGCCAGUUUCCGUGACAUCAGCCGGAAUUCCAGCACCACCAAGGUCGGGCAGGGCGCGCAGGCGUGGGGCCGGGAGGACAACGGCACGGUGGCAGCAGAGCAAGAAGCAAACCUGGGCACUGAGAGCCCUCUGCCCCCCAGCUCACACUCCCCCCAGCCCUCACACUCACAGGAAGAGGGGGAAGUCCCCAGCUCUGCUUAUGCCACAGAUACCGAGCUGGAAGAGAUGGAGAUGACAGGGCGAGUUGCUGAAAACAUCUCAGACAUCCUCAAGGACAUAAACCUACGUACUACUGACCUGGAUGAAGACGAGGAUGAUGAAGAUGAUGUUCCCUUAUAGCUGGUGUGAGGGUAGCAGUCCAUCACACUAUUCAGUGAGCCAGUCUUCUUGUGUUUGCUCCUCCAACAGAAGCUUUUGGAUGUUCUUUGCAAUCCCCACAGAGGAACGAUUCAGCUGGGAGGAGGGACAUCAGACUGACCCUUUCUUCUGAUGCUUUCCCUCUGGGCAGACUGUUGGGCUGCUGGACUGUUGGGGCGUGUGCAGGUGUCAGAUGUGGACUGCAAGGAGCCUGAGUACAGGCAGAGCACACUGUAACAGGACAUGGAUACUGCUGACACAGCCAGGAUGCCCUGGGUCAAUCUGCCGUGUGGAAAGGGGAGGAGGAUCAGUUCUCACUCACCACUGGUGCAGUCCUUCCAGCCCUACCAGGCCUGCACACAGACCACAGCCAGACCUCCAGCCUAGAAGCAUCCUUCUGCUUCUGACUGCCACCCUGUCCAUGCUGCUGCAGCUCCUUUUCACUGGCUCUUAUCUUGCACCCGCCCCCAAACAUUCCCAUGUAGGACAUUUUUAUUCUUUCUCAAUUUUUACUCUGGGAUUUUCCUGGAUGGGGAUGCAGUUAGGAGCUUCUCCUCUGUCCUAUAGCUGAGCCAUGCCCUAAAACAGAUAGGAGGAAAGUAUUUGGUGUAUGUCUCAUGUCUUGAAUUCAGCCAAGGCUUUAGAAAACACUGGAAGGGAAAAAAGCUUUUGUUUUCCCAUCAUCUCUGAAAUUUUAAAACAGAAUGGGAAAAUCUUAAGUGAGGGCAUCCUCAGUGCUGGGGGAAGAGGAGUAAAACAGCAUGUAUGUACCUAUAUUUCAAAUAACUGUUUGUCUCUCUGAAUCACUGUUCACAAUUUUCCACAGUUAUAGUCUUAAAAUAUAAGAACUCAAGAAAAAAAAAUAAUUCUGGAGUGUUAGCAGGCUGCCAAGAAAUACAGCAGAGGGAAGACACAUUUUCUACAUUUUGAAAACAGGUUUCUUUCUGAAAACUCCUGCACUCUUUUCCUGGUAAUUCUACCCUGCCUACUUUCCACAUAUUUCUGCAUACCU
Messenger RNA from Serinus canaria (Common canary), 4288 nucleotides. RefSeq names its product chloride voltage-gated channel 1 (gene CLCN1). The record is from RefSeq and is a predicted model, not a curated record. Bases 154 to 3258 code for a protein of 1034 amino acids. Gene Ontology annotation, biological process: chloride transport; transmembrane transport. Gene Ontology annotation, molecular function: voltage-gated chloride channel activity. NCBI's taxonomy places the organism in Eukaryota, Metazoa, Chordata, Aves, Passeriformes, Fringillidae. Gene Ontology annotation, cellular component: membrane. The transcript has 22 exons.